Messenger RNA from Australozyma saopauloensis, 1086 nucleotides. RefSeq lists its product as uncharacterized. The coding region runs from base 1 to 1086 and encodes 361 amino acids. Gene Ontology annotation, cellular component: membrane. The record is from RefSeq and is a predicted model, not a curated record. Lineage: Eukaryota; Fungi; Ascomycota; Pichiomycetes; Serinales; Metschnikowiaceae. The transcript has a single exon.
AUGUCCGAUAUCAAGGCCUACAAAAAGGCCGACUUGGCUAUCAUUGCCCGUGAAUUGGGCCUCCCCGUCCGUUCCAAGGACACCAAAGUGACUUUGCUUGAGAAGCUCGCCAAACAUGCUGAAGACAGCCCUGCUUCUUACAAGGAGGCUUUGUUGGUUUUCAGCAAGGACGAUGAUGACAGUGCUGAGACUGUCACUUUGGUGGAGGCUGAUGCCACCGAGGAAGAGGAAGAACCUGAGGAGAUCGAUGUGGAGGUUGAUGUUAUUGAGGAUGACGAUGAGGAGGAGGCCGAGGGUGAUGAGGAUGACGAGGAGGAAACUGACGUUGCCGAUGAUGAGGAGGAUGACGCGGAGGACAAGGACUACCAAGCUGGCCCUCCAAUUGAUCUCAAAGAGAAGCUCGUGGAUCCAGCCAUUGCUGCCACCGAGAAAUUGUACGAGAUGCUCUUGGAGUUCACCGACAACAUUGGCUUGACUAGUGCUGAGUACAACGACCUGGUCAGAUACUAUCUCUCUAGCGUGGUCAACUUGUCCUACUUGGAGCUUUUGGCUGAGGUUGGCUACUUCUUGUACUUCUAUGUACCUGUAGUGGAGGCUCGCAGAAACAAGUUCUUGCCUCAACUUUUGAAGGACAACGUGGCUUUGUUGAACACAUCGCUUCCUACUCUUGACUUCUCUACUUUGUUGGACAUCAACGUCAUCACUGUGUUGGCUCAAUGGAUUCUUUACGCUAUCUUCGUGCCAGGUUUGAUUUCCUACUACGUCAACUUCUCCAGAAAGGUCGUCUACGUUGAGACUGAUGACGAUGAGGAUGAGGAAGACUUUAGAUACGUUGUUAGACUCUACCGUUUCGACCCCUUGAUUUUCGCCUUGUCCAAGCUUAUCUUGUUUUACUACAUCAUCAGAAAUGGCGCUGUGGUCUCUACUCUUGACACUUACGAGGGCGUUUUCCACGCCUUGAAAGAGUUUUUCUUGGUCAAAUUGGGCAUCUACCAUGACUUCGCCAUUGGUAUGGGUAACUUCCCAUUGGUGAUUGGUGCUGCCAACGUGGUGAUUGGACUUUACUCUCAAUUCGAAGACUUUUAG